Molecule: messenger RNA, 947 nt
Organism: Camelina sativa (false flax)
Lineage: Eukaryota; Viridiplantae; Streptophyta; Magnoliopsida; Brassicales; Brassicaceae
Source: RefSeq, a predicted model, not a curated record
UGUUGACUGCAAAACCCAAAACCCUACAGAUGUUCGCGAGGCGGCUCACUUCUUCUUUCUUCAAAGGAUCUUCAACCUCCUCAAGUUCGGACAAAACAGGGAAAGCUGGGACGUUGGGGUCUUUUGGUCGGAAGGCAGUGUCUUUUGUCUUGAUUACAGUCACCGGUGGUGUUGCUUUGAGUGCCCUCGAUGAUCUUUCUAUCUACCAUGGAUGUAGCAGGUUUCUUAUCACUGCAGAUACCAAUUUGACCAUGAUUUGCUAUCAAUGGGACGGGUUUAUCGAUAUAAGGAUCAACUUUGAAAGACAAAGGAACUUAAACUCUUGCAAGGCGAUGGAGAAGGUGAUAAAUAGUAAGGCGAUGAUUGAAGCUAUUGGAGAACCAAUUGAGAAAGGGCCAUGGUACAGUGCUUCACUAGCCGUUUCUCACCAAAGGCACUCAGUGUCUUGUUCAUUCCCUGUCAUUGGACCACAAGGCACUGGAAUCUUGCAUCUGAAAGCUGUUCGCAAUGGAGAAGAUAGCUUGUUGGGGUUUCUGAAGCAAAGGGACUGGGACAUUCUGAUGAUGGACGCACUUGUCCAUGUCCCCUCAAACGAUGGACCCCAACAAACCUUGAGAAUCAACAUUUCUAACAUGGUUGAUCCUUCGCCUGGUAUCGACAACAAUAAGCCUUCGGAACCACAAGAAGAGCUAAAACGAGAGAGAACGCUGUGUGAUGAUGUACGCACGCUUCCGUCGUGGAGCUCCUGGCUAGGGUUUUAUUUCAUUCUUGUGGAGCAACAGAGAAUUGAAUCUUGUUGAUUUACUAAUAAAUAAUGAACACUUGAGUAUACAAAAGUUGAAUACAUGAUUGGUAAUAAUAACAAGUCUAGUGAAUACAACAGCAGCAUUGCUGUUAUGUGUGUAUACAAUGUAUUUGUCUAAUACUAAACCUUCUCAAGUCCUAAA